GUUUCCUAAAAGCCUGAUUGAAACCUCUGGCAGGAUGAGAACUGCCCGCGGUGGAGAAGCAGCUGCCGUAAGUGCAUUUUCUGCUUCUUCCUUGUAGAGAAAUCUGCAGAAGAAACACGGAGAGGUUCUAUUUUCUUCUUGAAAGUUAUCCAGCUCCUAAGCAGCGGCACUCCGGCGGGUUUGGGAUUAAUUUCUGAGCUCAGCCAUGUUGCAUUCAUCAGUUCUCCACUAUGAGCUACAGGUUGGGAAUAUCCCUGCUCCCCGUGGCUGAAAUGCCCUGCAGAACUUUUUAAAGGACUGCGACACAGAGAGAAAACACUUCAGUCCAGCCCAACCCAAACUGAAUUUCCUUUUCAGCCACCUGGAUUUGCCUGCAAUGGGUAUUCAAGUGAUUUUAGACAUGGCACUGCAAACAGGCGGCCCCUUGUCAAAUGCAGCUUCAAAGGUGGCAACAACAACCGCUUCACCCUUGCUGGAUGCUGCCAAUUCAAGCGACUACCUGUACGAGUACUUGGACGAGGAGGAUUACAUGCAGUAUGGCCUCUGCACAAAAGAAGAGGUGCUCUCCUUCACCAGAGUGUUCUUGCCAUCUUUUUACACCGUGGUAUUCCUGGUCGGGAUGGCUGGGAAUGUGCUCCUGUUUAUAGUUCUCAUCAUGCACAUCAAGAAGAAAAAGAAGAUGACCGAAGUGUAUCUGCUGAACCUGGUGGUUUCAGACUUCUUCUUGCUCCUAACCCUUCCUUUUUGGGCUCUGCACAUUGCUCAGCGGGUGACCUGGGAUAUAUUGUGCCCAGUCUUAAGUGCCAUGUACACUGUGAAUUUCUACAGUGGCGUCUUCUUUGUGAGCUGCAUGAGUCUGGACAUGUAUCUGCAGAUAGUUCAUGUUUGCUCUCCUCGUGGCUUCAUGACAUGGACGAAGUCUGUCCUCAUCUUGUUGGUGUUAUGGGUCCUUUCCAUACUCCUCUCCAUUCCUGAUGGCCUCUUCGCCAGAACAAGGCAAAUCCGCAACAAAACCAUCAUGUGCACCCAUGAUUACGGCCAGAAGCACUUAUUUUGGAAAAUUGUCUUUCGGGUCAUUCAGAACAUCCUGGGUUUCCUUUUCCCCUUCCUCUUCAUGAUGUUCUGCUACUCCCGCAUAGCGUGUGUCCUCGCCAUGUCUCACAUGCCUGGCUCAAGGAGAGCACUCUGCUUGGUCUUUACUCUGGUGGGUGUCUUCUUCAUCCUGUGGUCCCCUUACAACAUUGUCCUCAUCCUUCACUCCCUGCAAGACGUCGGUGUGAUCAGGAGCUGUGAAAGCAGCAGGCAGCUGGACUACGCCAUGCAGAUCACGGAGAGUUUGUCCUUUGUCCACUGCUGUCUCAACCCCUUGCUCUAUGCUUUUGUGAAGAAACGGUUCAGAUUGUACUUAUGGAAGAUCCCUCAGGCCAUUUUCAGGAGAAGCUCUUUCUUUGACAUCCAGCCCUCAGAGACAAGCCAAUCGUGCAGCAGAUAUGCAGCUCAGAUAGAAAUGUUGAGUAUCACGAAUGCAUGAUAAAUAUUUACGUUAUUUACAUUCUGCAUAUGCCCUCUACGCUGUAUUUUACUGGUCCUGGCCAUGGGAUGGGUUUGCUAUGAGCCCACAGCACUGUGUAACCAGAUAUUUCAUCCUAGCACCAGCAUCGAGAUGAAGGUUUUCCAUGUUGGGGUCAGAAAAGUACAUGUGGGGGUCGUUUGUGUUGUAACUGGAAUUAUUAAGGAAGGAUUGCCCUGGGUGGAAGAAUCCCAGCUCCUGUCUAGAAUAUACGAGCUCAUGUAGAUGUUGUGUCCGUAAAAAUGCAAACUGAAACUUGUGCAGAACUUCUCUUCCAUAGGUCCCAAAGCGGCUGUUGGAGGAGAGCGAUCCCAUCAUCCCUGCAGCUCAUGGUGUGGGCUGGGGAAUGCAUUUGCCACGCUCAUCCAUCAGGCCAGAUGUGGGUGACCAGAAGCCCAGCCUGGGUUUAGCUUUGCUUUUGCCACCUGCUGGCCAGAUGUUUUCAACUGGGCUUGUCCCUUGAUCUACCAGGAGAGACAACAGGAGGAAUUAGGUAAUCUUAAACUGGGUUGUUGACCAAUUAUAUGUUUCUCUGUUAUGAUGAGCUGUGCUACACUCGGGUAACAGGAAACUGCAUCUUAGUGAUGGACAGAUCAUUGAUUCGCAGAAUAGCAUCAUAGAAUCGUUUAAGUUGGAAAUGAACCUUAAGAACAUCACUAACACUGCCAAGUCCACCGUUUGAGAUCAGUUCGACUGUCAUAGCAACAUCGUUCAAACCAGUAACAACCAGUGAGAAAAGGGAAGAAAUAUGGGCUCAGCAGAACGGUGGUGGAGAUAUUGGCCUUCCCAAAAAUCCAUUUUAACAGAAUAAAAAGGACCUGUGGAUAUUUACCUUCAACAUAAAUAUUGACUUGUGCUCUCACCCCGGAGUGAGGGUGUGGCCUUGCAGAGCAGAGCACGAAAGGCUGUUAAGCAAUCCGUAUUACCCAGUGUAGCGUUAACGUUCAAGGUUAUUAGUUUGCUGGCCUUUAAAUAAAGGUAUCGUUCACCCCAAAUACUCUCAAACCUUACCUGGGCCCUUUCUGACCUGAAAACCCAUCAAGCAUGUGAGUUGCCUAGAGUUAUACAAAUAAAAUUAAUAAUUUAAGAGAAAACAGUAAUCGCCUUAGUUUUAUUGCGAGUCAAGGUUACUGGUAGGGCUGAGAAAGGGUUUUGAGUUGAUCUAGGAAGGUGAAUUUGUUCUCACUGACAUUAUUUUCCUUGCCGGCAUAGCUACAGCGUGUUCCUGAAAUUCUAAGGCUGGGAACUUCCCUUAAAAAAAGCCCACAUAAAUGUCAAAAUAAAUAUUUAUCUGAUGC
This is a messenger RNA of Columba livia (rock pigeon), 2868 nucleotides long. RefSeq names its product atypical chemokine receptor 2 (gene ACKR2). Gene Ontology annotation, cellular component: membrane; external side of plasma membrane. NCBI's taxonomy places the organism in Eukaryota, Metazoa, Chordata, Aves, Columbiformes, Columbidae. Gene Ontology annotation, molecular function: C-C chemokine receptor activity; C-C chemokine binding. Gene Ontology annotation, biological process: calcium-mediated signaling; positive regulation of cytosolic calcium ion concentration; immune response. Bases 377 to 1531 code for a protein of 384 amino acids. The transcript is spliced from 3 exons. The record is from RefSeq and is a predicted model, not a curated record.